GGGCAAGAACCUGAAAGAUCAGAGAACUGGGAGCAACCGCCAGUAGCUUCCUACCUCUUCCAUUCCUCUGUCCAAAAGAGGCCAGAUCCUCUCUCCGCUCCACUUUAUCAUUUCCUGUCUCCUCUCUGUUCAGACCUCCAGACCUCUGGUUAACUAUUAGCUAGCUCUGCCCUCUGACUCUGAGCUUUAUUUGCCAGAACGCAAACAAAAUAUCACACAACAAAUACCUUCUUGGAAGGAGUUGCUUAGAGACUGAGUGGAGGGUAACCAACUGAUAAAAAACUUUUUUUUUUUAAAAAAGAUUUAUUUAUUUAUUAGGUAUACAGAAGAGGGUGCCAGAUCUCAUUAUAGAUGGUUGUGAGCCAUCAUGUGGUUGCUGGGAAUUGAACUCAGAACCUCUGGAAGAGCAGUCAGUGCUCUUAACCUCUGAGCCAUCUCUCCAGCCCAGAUUAGAAACUUUUGGAGAAGACAAAUACCACAGGAAUCUGAAAAAGUGUCUCUAUGCCUCCUGCUCCAGGUCAAUGCUGGCAGGCCUUUCUGCCUGCACAAUUUCUGAGAGGUUCCCCGGAGCCAAAGAACCAGCAUGGCUGCCCUCUGGUGGACAGUGAUGGACACAAAGAUGCUUGUUCUAUGUGGUCACAUAGCAGGGACUUUUUUUUUUUUUUUUUUUAAUAGCUUUUCCUGGUGACUUCUGGGCCAUGGUUGGAACAUGAAUGGCUGAUGGGGCAGAGUGAGGUUUGAUACUUUCUAAUAGACCUUGGGAAUCAGCUCAGGUCCAUCUGUUCCCUCCCAUCUCCUGGGGUCCUUGAACACUGCAAUAUAGAACAGAGGGUGGAAUUCCCUGGCUUUGUCCCAGUGGGGCUUGAUCACAUCCUUUACCCCAGAUUCUCAGUUCCAGUGCUGUGGGGGUGUGAUCAGAACAGCUCCUGAGGAGCCUGGGGGUGCAUCCUGUGGUUGGUGCGGUGCCAGCCACACUGUGCCCUGGUCCUGCAUCAACAAGAUGAGGGUUUCGGAUGCUGUGAUUCCCGGAUCAGGAGGAGGAAGACCAGAGGACCCCAGAGCAUGCAGCACAUGGAGAGGCCAAGGUCUCUGUGCCCAGGAACAGUGCAGGUGUUCAACCUCUUUCAAGGCUUCAGGGAAGGUGUGGAGGCUGAGCCCCACCCAGGGCGAGCCCAGAAACCACACCAGAGUUGCAGUCACCUUCCUUCUUCCUGGAGUGUCGGGGAAACUUCUGGCCCCCAGCAGGUGUAUCAUGGAGCUGGCCCUGUCUGCCAUCCUAUUUGCCCUCUUUCCUGGAGCCCUGCUGGGGAGUGAGAACCUCACAGCGGACUCCUACAGCUUGUCGCCUGUGACAGACAGUAGCGUUAACCUGGAUUCAGUGUGUGGACGUCCCAGGGCUUCAGGCCGCAUCGUGUCGGGGCAGGAUGCCCAGCCGGGCCAGUGGCCUUGGCAGGUCAGCCUGAGGGAGGAUGGGGAGCACGUGUGUGGAGGCUCCCUGGUUGCUGAGAACUGGGUGUUGACUGCUGCCCACUGCUUCAGCCAGGACCAGCCCCUGUCUGCCUACAGAGUACUGCUGGGUACCAUCUCCUCUUACCCUGGGCCCAAUGAGCCCAAGGAACUGAAAGAAGUGGUCCAGUGUAUCAAGUACCCAAGCUAUUCAGCAAAUGAGCACAGUAGUGGAGACAUUGCCCUGGUGCAGCUGGCUUCAUCCGUCUCCUUCAGUGACUACAUCCUUCCAGUCUGCCUCCCAAAACCUGGAGAUCCCCUGGACCCCGGCACCUUGUGUUGGGUCACUGGCUGGGGACGCACGGCCACAAAUCAACCACUCCCACCACCGUUUACCCUGCAGGAGCUGCAGGUGCCUCUUAUUGAUGCCCAAACCUGCAAUGCCUACUACCAGGAGAACUCCGUUUCCAGCACGAAGCUUGUCAUCUUCGAAGACAUGCUGUGUGCUGGCUUCGAGGAAGGCGGGAAGGAUGCCUGUAAUGGUGAUUCCGGAGGUCCCCUGGUCUGUGACAUUAACGGUGUCUGGAUCCAGGCCGGGGUGGUGAGUUGGGGAUCUGACUGUGCCCUUCCCAAGAGACCAGGUGUUUACACCAAUGUCAGCGUCUACACUUCAUGGAUCGCAAACACAAUGUGGAACUCGGCCCUAGAAACAAGAAGUUUCUCUCUGAGCCUUGCAGACACCUCAGUCUCUGGCCUAUUGCUGGCAUCGGUGGCGAGCACCUUCCUCUUCCUGGGGCCCUAACCUGCAACCUCAUUGUCCCUGUGAUACCUCAGUAAAACCCCCCACUCUAUCCCCUACAGACAAAGAGAAGCUUAAACCAGGAUUCCUAAGUGUAGAUAAGAACUUAGACCCCUUUUCCCCAGGUGGCUGCAUCUGCUACA
Messenger RNA from Peromyscus maniculatus bairdii (prairie deer mouse), 2388 nucleotides. Its product is annotated as serine protease 33-like. Gene Ontology annotation, biological process: proteolysis. NCBI's taxonomy places the organism in Eukaryota, Metazoa, Chordata, Mammalia, Rodentia, Cricetidae. Gene Ontology annotation, molecular function: serine-type endopeptidase activity. The record is from RefSeq and is a predicted model, not a curated record.